Messenger RNA from Erythranthe guttata (spotted monkey flower), 1847 nucleotides. RefSeq lists its product as uncharacterized. Gene Ontology annotation, cellular component: COPII-coated ER to Golgi transport vesicle; endoplasmic reticulum. The record is from RefSeq and is a predicted model, not a curated record. NCBI's taxonomy places the organism in Eukaryota, Viridiplantae, Streptophyta, Magnoliopsida, Lamiales, Phrymaceae.
GUUUCAAAACUAACCAAAACAAAAUAAAAAAUUAAUCUUUCCAAGUUUUCGUGGAAACCGAGGGAGGAGGGUUCCUUCUUUUCUCUUUCUUUUUCUUUGAAAACCUAAGAGAAAAAGAAAAAAAAGAAAAUUAAAAAAAAGAAAAAAAUAAAAAAAGGAAAAAAACACGCGUAAAGCGAAUUCCUUCGGUAGUCAAACCCUCCCUUUUCGAUUCUCCGGUUGCCGGCCAUUCCAGAAAUUCUUCAUCCAAAUUACGAAUCGAAGAAGGAAUUCAUAACGGCCGGCGGUGGAUAGAUUUCGGAGGAAUAAUAGAGGUUUGGUUUUUGUAUGUUUUUUUGAUGGAUAAGAUGUACAAUAGGCUGAGGAAUUUGGACGCCUACCCCAAAAUCAAUGAGGAUUUCUACAGCCGUACGCUAUCCGGCGGCGUUAUCACGCUCGUCUCCUCCAUCUUCAUUGCGUUGCUUUUCCUCUCCGAGUUCAGAUUAUACCUCCACACUGUUACAGAUUCAAAGCUUGUGGUAGACACAUCUAGGGGAGGAAAAUUACGUAUCAAUUUUGAUGUAACAUUUCCUUCCGUUCCAUGUACACUGCUGAGUGUUGACGCCAUGGAUAUUAGCGGAGAGCGGCAUAUGGACAUAAGACACGACAUUUUCAAGAAAAGGAUUGAUUCUCAUGGUAAUGUGAUUGAAACGCGACAAGAUGGAAUUGGUGCACUCACGAUCGAGAAGCCUCUGCAGAAACAUGGUGGCAGGCUUGAGCACAAUGAGACAUACUGUGGUUCAUGUUUUGGUGCAGAAACGUCCGAUGAAGAGUGCUGUAAUUCAUGUGAAGAGGUUCGUGAAGCAUAUCGAAAGAGAGGCUGGGGAAUGACAAAUACGGAUUUGAUUGAUCAGUGUAAAAGAGAAGGCUUUGUUCAAAAAGUGAAAGAGGAAGAAGGCGAAGGAUGCAAUAUACAUGGAUCUUUGGAGGUUAACAAAGUGGCUGGAAAUUUUCAUUUUGCUCCUGGUAAAAGCUUUCAUCAAACAAAUAUGCAUCUGCUUGAUUUGCUGGCUUUACAAUCAGAAAGUUAUAAUAUAAGCCACAAGAUCAACAAGUUAUCAUUUGGAGAUUCUAUUCCUGGCAUUGUAAAUCCAUUGGAUGGGGUAGAGUGGGUUCAGAUAAGGCCAAAUGGAGUGUAUCAAUAUUUUCUCAAGGUGGUUCCAACUAUAUACACCAAUAUCAAAGGCCAUACCAUUCAGUCAAAUCAGUUCUCAGUAACUGAGCAUUACAAGAGUUCCGAAGAGGACCAGUACAGAUCCCUUCCCGGAAUUUUCUUCUUUUAUGACCUUUCUCCUAUAAAGGUGACUUUCACAGAGGAGCAUGCAUCAUUCCUACAUUUUCUUACACACAUCUGUGCUAUAGUGGGAGGUGUAUUCACAGUUGCUGGAAUAGUGGAUUCCUUCAUCUACCAUGGUCAGAAGGCAAUAAGGAAGAAAAUGGAAAUUGGGAAACUCGGUUAAAGCCUUUAACUUAUCACGAAACAAAGAAAAAACAAGAAACGGGGUUGGGUUAUCACGACUAAUCAUAUUUUGCACCAUCAUUCACAACGGGUUUUCGAGCUAGUGAAGUGUACAACAGACAGCAAAGGAUUAUCGAGCACAUCAAGCUUGAAAACAAGGCCUUAUUUAUAAAAUCAAAAUGUAUAACUAGUUUAAUUUAUGAUGCUGCAAUUGUAAUAUCGAUCUUGAAAAAUCCCUCUUUUCUUUUUCCCCUGCCGACAGUUUUGCCGUUUUGUUCGCAGAUUAUUGAUUAUGUGAGAAGUUUCAUUGUGACAUUUUUAGAAUAUACAGCUCUGCAUUGUUUGACCA